AUGGAAGUUGAAUAUUUAGAAAAAACUUUAUCCAUUCUUGAAGAUAAGAAUAUAAAUAUAAAUUCAAAAUUUUUAAAAUUUGAAGAAUUAAUAUUGUUUUGUGAUUCAAAUAUUAAAAUUAUUAAUAAUAUUAUAGUUGAUGAAAAAUAUUCUUAUUGUUUAAUAAAUAUUACUGAUUAUUUUGGAAAAAAUAUUAAAUUAGAAGAUGAAAAUAAUAGCAAAAAAAUUAUGAGAUAUAGAGAAUGGUUACAAGAUAAUUUUUUUUCUAGUAAAGCUACUAAGAAAGAAAAAUUUGAUAACAUUAUUAAUGAAUGA
Cetraspora pellucida is the source of this 315-nucleotide messenger RNA. NCBI's taxonomy places the organism in Eukaryota, Fungi, Glomeromycota, Glomeromycetes, Diversisporales, Gigasporaceae. The record is from the annotation of a GenBank genome assembly.